Molecule: messenger RNA, 1934 nt
Organism: Camponotus floridanus (Florida carpenter ant)
Lineage: Eukaryota; Metazoa; Arthropoda; Insecta; Hymenoptera; Formicidae
Gene: PIG-A
Product: N-acetylglucosaminyl-phosphatidylinositol biosynthetic protein
Exons: 7
Coding region: 375-1793 (472 amino acids)
Biological process (GO): GPI anchor biosynthetic process
Cellular component (GO): glycosylphosphatidylinositol-N-acetylglucosaminyltransferase (GPI-GnT) complex
Molecular function (GO): phosphatidylinositol N-acetylglucosaminyltransferase activity
Source: RefSeq, a predicted model, not a curated record
GCAAAGGCACGUGUGGCAAUUAAUUAAAUAAUCUCGAUUUUACAAUUGCAUUGUCAUUGUCAUUCCUGUACAUACACACAUCUGAUGAAUUUAUAGUAAAAAUAUAUAAUAUUGAAGACGAUCCUGAUUUAUCAUAAAAAUGCUCUGAAGAAAAAUUGGAUGCUUUUGUCGUAUUUGAUGCAUCGGAUCUCCCGCGAAUUAAAUCCGAGUGUCCCUUGUGUCGAGGGGGUUAGAAUGCUUCUCGUUAAGAACGCCGCGAAAUGCCUCUGUUAUCAUUAUUAGCGAGUCUAAUCAGAAUUAAAUUAAAUUAAAAAUGUAUAAUAUGAUUAACGCGAUACGCGAAAAUAAACCGACUAUAAUUAGAUAAUAAUGAGAUGGAGAGAGAGCUGUCAAACGGGAGUUUGCAUCAUCGCGAACUUCCAAUCGCCAGAUUAAGUCAGUAUGAAUCAUGUGUGGGCAUGAAUAUGAGUGGUGUAAGACAUAAAAUAUGUAUGGUCUCGGAUUUCUUUUAUCCGAAUAUGGGCGGCGUCGAGGAGCACAUCUUCAAUUUGUCCCAAUGUCUGUUGGAACACGGACACAAAGUAGUAAUACUCACGCACUCUUACGGAAAAAGAGUAGGCGUGCGAUACAUGACAAAUGGAUUGAAAGUAUAUUACAUUCCAGUCAAGGUUUUCUACAAUCAGUGCGUUCUUCCAACGAUGAUAUGCUCUCUCCCACUUAUUAGGUACAUUUUUCUAAGAGAAGAGAUACAGAUUAUACAUGGACAUUCUGCAUUCUCUGCUUUAGCACACGAGGGAAUGUUGAUCGGUAGAUUAAUGGGAUUAAAAACAGUUUUCACAGAUCAUUCGCUUUUCGGUUUUGCGGACGCGUCAGCUAUUCUGACAAACAAAUUUCUCGAAAUAUCGUUAGUCGAUUGUGAUCAUUGCAUAUGUGUGUCUCAUAUCGGAAAAGAGAAUACAGUAUUACGAGCCAAAGUGAAAAAGGAGAAAGUAUCCGUUAUUCCAAAUGCCGUUGACACCGCGCUGUUUACGCCUGACAUCAGUAAACGGAGCAACGAUUUUAUUACCAUAGUAAUAGUAUCGCGAUUAGUGUAUAGGAAGGGCGUCGACCUUCUAGCCCAUAUAAUACCUGAGAUUUGUUUACGUCACAAAAAUGUACAAUUUCUAAUCGGCGGGGAUGGACCGAAAAGGUGGUUGAUAGAGGAAGUAAGGGAGAGAAAUCUGCUACAGCAUCGAGUCACUUUGCUGGGCAGUCUGGAACAUUCUCAAGUCAAACACGUUUUAAACAAAGGUCACAUCUUUCUUAACACGAGUUUGACAGAGGCUUAUUGCAUGGCUAUUGUAGAAGCAGCUUCUUGCGGUUUGCAAGUAGUAUCGACGAAAGUCGGAGGGAUUCCAGAAGUUUUGCCACCGGAUCUAAUUUAUCUCGUCGAACCCACUGUAUCAGCGUUAAUCGAAGGGUUGGAGAUGGCUAUAGCUGAUUACAAAAGAGGUGAUAUCAAAUGUCCCUUCGAGAUGCACAGGAGAAUAGGCUUAUAUUACAAUUGGUUCAACAUCACGAAACGUACUGAGAUAGUAUAUAAUUUGGUGAAGCGUGAAGCGAAAAGAAAUCUAGGACAACAAUUAGCGAGUCAAUUGCAAAGUGGUGUAUUGGCCUAUUUACUUGUGGUGUCCCUGUGCUAUAUAAUAUUACAAGUCUUGGAAUUUUUCGUUCCUAGAAAGUACAUCGAUAUUGCGCGGGACUACAACGACAUUCACGUUAUGCCAUCCAACGGGAAAGGAAAACCCGAUUAACCGCCAUAGAAGCAUGAAAUGUAAACUUCUCAAUGUGUUCAAGUAUUUUAUAUAGUCUAUAUACUUUGAAAACAUUCCAGAAAAAAUUUCACAUUCUCCGCAAAAGUUAUCGUUAAGAAAAAUAAUUAUUGUCUGUUGCAU